Aureobasidium pullulans EXF-150 is the source of this 1494-nucleotide messenger RNA. RefSeq names its product MFS general substrate transporter. Bases 1 to 1494 code for a protein of 497 amino acids. The transcript has 2 exons. Gene Ontology annotation, biological process: transmembrane transport. The record is from RefSeq and is a predicted model, not a curated record. Lineage: Eukaryota; Fungi; Ascomycota; Dothideomycetes; Dothideales; Saccotheciaceae. Gene Ontology annotation, molecular function: transmembrane transporter activity.
AUGAACCACAACAAUCCCUCAACCGACCAUGUCGAUAAAGAAAAGGACCAAAAUGGCGACUUGAGCGCCUCGGAAACGAUUGUGCCUGAUGAGAAACUGUCAUCUCCUGUCGCGCCUCUGAAUACGGAACAAGCACCCAACGAUGUCGCACCCACUCCCGAACCACCAGCAGCACCAAAUGGUGGCUAUGGCUGGGUCUGCGUUGCCUGUGUCGCCAUGAUCAAUGCCCAUACCUGGGGUCUGAAUUCAUCCUACGGUGUCUUCCUCGCUUAUUACCUGGCCAACAAUGUCUUUCCUGGUGCCUCACGGCUUGAAUUUGCCUUUGUCGGCUCUCUAUCAAUUGCAUGUGCACUAUUGGUCUCACCUGUAGCUACGAUAUUUACGAGAAAAUUUGGUACAAAGACGACAUUGUUUACUGGUGUAGCACUGGAGACUGCGAGUUUGAUUGGUGCUAGUUUUGCAUCGCAGAUCUGGCAUUUGUUCCUUAGUCAAGGUGUCUGCUUUGGCUUUGGCAUGGGCUUCCUUUUCGUAGGCUCGGUGGGCAUUGUUCCUCAAUGGUUUACGACAAGACGGAGUCUGGCGAAUGGUAUUGCUACUGCUGGGUCUGGUCUAGGUGGACUGGUAUACUCAUUAGCCACUGGUGCCAUGAUCCCUAGUAUCGGACUGGCGUGGGCAUUCCGAGUACUUGGGAUAGUCGCAUUCGUGGUGAAUGCUGUCUGUGCGUUGUUGGUAAAGGACAGGAACAAGGCUAUCGGGUCCUCGCAAUUGGCGUUCGACGUGCAGCUGUUCAAGCGCACGGAGUAUCUAUUGCUCCUCGGAUAUGGUUGGUUCAGUAUGCUCGCAUACGUGGUGUUGCUGUUCAGUCUGGCCAACUUCGCUCGCAGCAUUGGUCUCACUGCAUCGCAAGCCUCCACUGUCUCAGCGAUCCUCAAUCUGGGACAAGCAAUCGGUCGACCACCCAUCGGAUACUUUAGUGACAAUAUUGGCCGCAUUAACAUGGCCACUCUAAUGACUUUCGUGUCAGGUGUGUUUGCUCUCGUCAUCUGGACAAAUGCAAAAUCCUACGGCGUCCUCAUAUUCUACGCCAUCAUUGGCGGCACGGUCGCAGGUACUUUUUGGACAACCAUCGCACCCGUCACUGCUGAAGUCGUCGGUCUACGCAACGUGCCAUCCGCCUUGAGCAUAUGUUGGCUAGUUCUUGUAAUCCCUUGCACAUUCUCAGAGCCCAUCGGACUCGAGAUUGUGGCAUACGAAGGAGGCUAUCUAGGCGCACAACUAUUCACAGGCUUCAUGUAUGUGGGCGCAGCAGCCUGCGCACUUCUUCUCAGGAGUUGGAAGAUCGCCGAGGUCGACGAAAUCGAAGGGUUGCAAGAUGUAGGGAAUGUGGAUGCCGUGACCAUCGAGACAAAAGUGGCAGAGAGCGUGAAGGAAGUCGCAAGAAAAACAGCGAGGAAGAGAUUGCUGGGUUGUAUCUGGAGAUGGAAAAAGGUGUGA